AGUCUCAUUUCAGCUUUUGCACCUGGCUAGUCGUCAUAGAAGAACGAAUUUUCCUUCGCAUCGUUUCCUGACGAUCUGAUCUCAUUUCUUUCACAUUUUUUCUCUCAAAGUUAAAAAUACUACUUCAAUCAAUUUUUAAAGUUUUACAUCAAGAUAAUACGCCAUGAAGUGCCAUUUUCCCCAACUUAUCACAAUCAUCCUCUCCUGUUGCUUUCAUGUAGGACUGUCCGAGUUUUAUACUGCAAUAGCAGAAUUAGAAAAACUGUUGGAAACUGAAGCAAAAGUUGUAAACUCGUUAAACACUUACUUAAGGAUUGAAGAAGAAAGACUACAAAAGGUGAAAUGGCUAAGUCAGCAAUAUGCAGAUCUUUAUAAUGCAGCCAAUAAGGACGUCGAGACAUUUUUGUCGAAUCCUGUUAAUGCAUACUUAUUGGUUAAGCGAUUGUCAGCUGACUGGGAAACAACCAAUCAAAUUGUUGAAAGUCUUGAAAGCAGAGAGGUGAUUCAAAAUAUAACUAACGAAGUGAUAGCUUUUCCGAACAAAGAAGAUUUGUCUGGAGCUGCUGCAGCCUUAAUUCGACUCCAAGAAAUCUAUCUACUAGACGCUGCUACACUUGCUGGAGGACAAAUAAAAGGAACCAUUCCAUCCAGUAAUCUUACAGCUGGGGACUGUUUUGAGCUUGGGAAACACGCCUAUUCACAGGGAAAUUGGAACCGUUCUAUCCUGUGGAUGGAGGAAUCAUUGCUGCGGCUGGAAUUAGAAGAGGAUCUUCAACCGCUAAAAACUGCCGAUAAAGCUGACAUUUAUGAAUACAUGGCUUUUUCGCAUUUUUCUUUAGACAACGUCAAUGCUGCUGCCGAGUUUACAGAAAAGUUAAUCCAGGUCGAACCCGAGCAUCCUCGUGCGAUGGGAAAUCUUCUGUUCUAUCAAAUUCGCGCAGCUGAAUACGAAAUGAAUAAGAAUGAAAAGGGAGACACGGGUCACAAUAUACCCGUAGAAUUCGCUAACAAUGUAGGGCUGGAUCCUGCUAUAACAAAAGCAUAUGAACAGUUAUGUAGAGGAGAAUCUCUAAAAACACUGGAGGAAGAGAGCGAGCUGUAUUGCUAUUACACAACCAACAACAACAGUUAUCUUCUACUGCAGCCUGUGAAAGUAGAGAUAUUAAAUUUCAAACCCAAAAUUGCCGUGUACUAUGAUGUUCUUAAAGAUAGAGAAUCAAAUGUUCUCAAAGAGAUUGCUCUUCCACAGCUAGCCAGAGCUACAGUUAACAAUGGAACAUCUGGACAAGUUGAAUUUGCAUCCUACAGAAUUAGUAAAAGCACUUGGUUGCAAGACUAUCAAUCAAUGGAUAUUCCAAAAAUCAACCAAAGAAUAGAAGACAUUACAGGAUUAGACACUGAGUUUGCAGAAGCUUUACACGUAAUAAAUUACGGUAUUGGAGGUCAUUAUGAACCACAUUUCGAUUUUGCUCAUCCAGAUGAAGUAGUUUCUUUCAUCCCAGAACUUGGUAAUCGAUUGGCCACAUGGAUAUUUUACUUAAGUGACGUUCCAGCUGGAGGAUCUACAGUUUUUCCCACACUUGGAGUUGAAGUGAAACCAGUAAAGGGAUCUGCAGCGUUUUGGUAUAACGUGUACAAAGAUGGCUCUGUUGAUGAAAAUACGAGACAUGCUGCAUGUCCAGUAUUAGCCGGAUCCAAAUGGGUUGCCAAUAAAUGGAUCCAUGAGUUUGGAAAUGAAUUUAACAGACCUUGUGGCUUAAGUCCAUACAUGUGAUUGUUUUCAUGAUUUAAAUGACGUUUAUCUUCAUUUGUGUUCAACGACAAUAUGACGAGAAUCUUAAGACAUGCUCUCAACACAACAGAUUAAGAAAAAAACUAACAAAUAAUAAAGAUAAAUCAAUGUCUGUAAACAUUUAAAGAAUUAUUGUUUUUUAAAUGCGAAUUUACCGCUUGGAGUACUACUAAAAUACCUAAGAUGAGAUCAUAUUAAACUUAAAAGAAUAUGUUCUGUUAAGAAUUAGAAUUCAUAAGAAUUUGUUAAGGCUAGAAAGUUGACCCAAAGAUAGAUAAUUCAUAUUAUACUGAAAAAGAGUGUUUAGAAGAAAAAGCAAAGCUUAUUUUUUACAAUACAGCUAGCUUUUAAAUUAGCACAAAAACUCAAUAAGAAAACAGUAUCCAAAACAAUCACAUUUUAUAAGAAAAGUAUCUGUAAUAGUUAUAGUGAUAGUUCAGUAGUAGUUAUAGUUUCAGUAAUAGUAACUGCCAUUAGAUCUUUAUGACACACAUCUUUAUAGCACGAGAAGUUUAACGUUUACUCAUAAAUUUACAGCGUUUGUUGUCCAUCUGAAAAUAUUUACAGGCAUUUUUCGAUCUAUGGCAUACUUAUUUCGUUUCGCACGACGUCUUUGCCUUCUCACAAUCGAUUGAAACAAACUAGUUGAGCUUUACAAAGGAAUUUUCUGGACAGAUAUGAUAAGACUAUUCUCAAAAUUUUUUUUAAGUUCUAUGUGUUUGUUAUCAAAAGUACGAAAUAUCAAGCUGUCAUUCAAUUGACUUUAACAUAAUACUCCAAGGGUUAAAAACAUUUGAAGAAC
This is a messenger RNA of Parasteatoda tepidariorum (common house spider), 2594 nucleotides long. Its product is annotated as prolyl 4-hydroxylase subunit alpha-1. Gene Ontology annotation, molecular function: L-ascorbic acid binding; procollagen-proline 4-dioxygenase activity; protein binding. Gene Ontology annotation, cellular component: endoplasmic reticulum. NCBI's taxonomy places the organism in Eukaryota, Metazoa, Arthropoda, Arachnida, Araneae, Theridiidae. Gene Ontology annotation, biological process: peptidyl-proline hydroxylation to 4-hydroxy-L-proline. The record is from RefSeq and is a predicted model, not a curated record.